Molecule: messenger RNA, 2172 nt
Organism: Rhizoctonia solani
Lineage: Eukaryota; Fungi; Basidiomycota; Agaricomycetes; Cantharellales; Ceratobasidiaceae
Product: F-box domain-containing protein
Exons: 6
Coding region: 1-2172 (723 amino acids)
Source: RefSeq, a predicted model, not a curated record
AUGUCUGGCUCGAGAUAUAUCGCCCCAUUACCCACUCCACCUUACUACGGUGUCUUUGAUUUCUCGCCCCAAGUUGUUCGCCGGUUCCGGGAUCGAUUUUCACAGUCAAACCCAUCUGUGCUUGACCAUAUGGUUGAUCUCAAUGACCGCAGAACGACCGCUGGUUUCCACGACAUAGAUCACUUGAGCAGUAUUUUGGACCGCUUUUCCGCACAAUCGCCACUCGAACGUCGAUUUUGUGCGUUAACUGUUGGUGAAGAUAAUCCAAGCGUGAUUAAAGAUGGCGAGGAUCUUGGAUUUAAAGGACGAAUCAUAUCUCAACUUCCUUAUCGACUCGUCUUCAGAACGGAUAACAAAAAGGGACACGAAGCUUGGCAGAUCAAUGGGGAUUAUAUUAUUGGAAUCAAUAUGGACCAGGCGAAGACACUGGUUCCUUAUUUUUUGAAUCUUUCAGACGAACUCAUCAUUCAGAUACUUCACUUUUGCGCCUACAUUGAUAUACUUCGAUUCGCUGCGACAAGCCAAAGGCACCAUGCCAUUUUAUCCAACUCAAUCUCAUUGAAGUUUCAUAUUGAACUCGAAGUCAAUGGGUUACAUGUUGUGGAGGGGUCGAGGAAAGGAGAGGCAACGUACUCGCGCUUACUGGAAGAGCUCAUAUGCUAUCGUGACGCCUGGCUCAAUUUAGAAUUGGAAGAUCCGAUAGAAAGGAUUUCGAACCGAGAAAUGUUACUCUGGGAGCUGCGCGAAGGAAACUAUGUGGUAGCCUUUACCUCAGAGUCUGAUGCCGCGUGGGCUACUGAUUCGUGGGGCCCUGAUUCGAUGCAAUUAACACCCAUCGGUUCCUUGGAGACACCCCAACCCGUCACUUUUUCGACUUUUUACAAUGAGUUAACUUUAGACUUUGAGCAAGAUUUGGUCGCCUUGGUAAAGACCAACCCGGACAAUAAAAUGUCACUCGAGGUCAGACUAUGUUCGACUACUACUGGACUCUCCCACCCACUUGCACGGAACCCUGUCUUUUUCGUUCAAGUCGGCUUCCGGAUUCCUGGACCAGGUCAUCAAACUUUCACGCUUGAAGUAAUCGGUGAUAUCCUAGUGGUCAGGAUUGCAGAAAUUUUAGACUAUGAAUACGAAAUUAUGGCUUGGAACUGGAAAUCUGGUGCGCUUCUUUGUAGGAUAGGAUCUAUCUCUGGCAUAGCAGAUUUUACCCUACUCGAUAGCACGCAUUUAGCUUUAUUCUCUGUUACCACGGAUGAGCAGGGGCCACGAUUAAUCGCACUCUCCUUGUAUUCUAUGAUUCCCCAUACUCAUGAUGAAACCGCAACAGGCCCAUAUUUUUCUGCUAUGGAAUAUGAGAGCGCUCAACCUAGUCUAGUGUUCGAAUUUCCAAAGCUAGACGAUGCCUACCAAGUCUUAUCGAGGGUCAUCAUGAGAUCAGACCCUAUACCAGGGCGGACAACGUACACCAAAUCUGCCAGUUUUGCCCAUUCGACUGCACUUACUUUGAGCAUAAUUAUGUCUCUCUCGCAUUUCUCUUCCCCAGAUAUGGAUGAAAACUCAGUUCAUCUUCGAAUCUUUGUCGACGCUAAGUCUUUAUUAUCUUACCUCCUGGAGCCCACUGGCCACGAAGAUACUGUUGUCAUACCAUGGGAAGUAUGGGGCACGCGUGCCACCCGAUGGUUUUUAUGCGAAAAGCAAACAACUUACUGGGUAUAUUGGACAUCCGGCUCUAGGUUUGUUAGGGUUAACGAGAAUGCACACUCGGAUCUUGAUGACCUAUCCGUCUUUGAUUUCCACCCCCCAAUAGUCAAACGAACUUCCCCUUAUAGCAACCGUGACUCUACAGAGGACCAAAUGCCUUUAUAUAAAGAGAAAAUGAGGGAAAAUGUUUUGAAUGGGAGGGGGUUGCUCGUACCUCAUCCUGAGACCCUGGAUCCAGAUACUAGUGUUCCCCCAUCGCUUACCCACACCGUUGGCAGCGAUAUGCCUACUGUAAUUAAGACGGGUUUCGCUGUCCCGAUAGAGUCAUGUCUGUCGUAUCGAGUCGUCACUAGGCCAUCAUCUGUACCUCACCUUGAAGAUUGGUCGAUUGACGGAAGCCAUAUCAUCGGUAUGAUGACUCAAGUGCAAGGUACUUAUGACCAACUUACUGUGUACAAACUACGAGUAUAG